Molecule: messenger RNA, 1559 nt
Organism: Malus domestica (apple)
Lineage: Eukaryota; Viridiplantae; Streptophyta; Magnoliopsida; Rosales; Rosaceae
Product: probable methyltransferase At1g29790
Source: RefSeq, a predicted model, not a curated record
AAAAUGCUAAAUCCAAAAAUCUCAAUCACUCUCCGUUUCCCAAAAAAAACCCAGAAAUCUAGAGAGAGAAAGAGAGAGAGAGAAAGAGAGAGUGAGGGGAGAGAGAGAAACAACAGAGAGUGAAGCAAAUGGGAGUGACAAUGGGUCUGAAUCUGCUGCUGCUGAUGGCUAUGGUGGCCACCAACAUACUCUCACUCUACCACCUUUCCUCCACUCUCCAAACCCCAAAACCACCAACUCCCCAGCCAGUCCCUGACCACCUCCUCCACCAGCUCCACACCAUACGCGCCACCAUCAACCACCUCACGCGCCACCACCCAUCUCCCUCUACCGCCACCUCCAAAACAACCAAACCAACCGUCCCCUCGGAUCUCCUCCUCUACUCUCAGCUCUCCCCCAUCGCCUCCUCCUGCCACGACCACCCUGACCUCCUCCACAAGUACAUGACCUACACCCCCUUCUCUCUCUGCCCGCUGGACUCCGACCUCGCCGAGUCUCUCAGUCUUCGCGGCUGCCACCCGCUCCCCCGCCGCCGCUGCUUUACCAGAACCCCACCAAAACUCACUUCUUCUCUCCCCAUGAAUCCGUUUCCUCCUUCGCUUCCAGACUCCAGUGUCGUGUGGGCCAAGUAUUCCUGCAAAAGCUUCAGCUGCCUCGGCGGCAAAAACCCAAAUUUGGGCUUCGACCUGCCUCACGAAUUGUCCAACUUCAUGACUUACAAGUCGGAGCUCGACCUCCCGAUCCCUCAGCUCUUCCAAAUCGCCAAAGCAGCCAACUCGGUCCUCCGUCUCGGCAUCGACAUCGGCGGCGGAACUGGGACUUUCGCGGCGAGGAUGAAGCUCUACAAUGUCACCAUUCUCACGACCACCAUGAACCUUGGAAUCCCCAACAAUGAGGCGGUGGCGCUGAGGGGGUUGGUGCCAAUUCACGCUCCGCUGCAGCAGCGGUUGCCGGUGUUCGACGGAGUGGUGGAUCUGGUGCGGUGCGGGCACGCCGUGAACCGGUGGAUACCCGUAACGGCAUUGGAGUUUUUGUUGUUUGAUGCGGAUAGAGUGUUGAGGGGAGGAGGGUAUUUGUGGUUGGAUCAUUUUUUCAGCAAAGGGGUGGAUCUUGAGAAGGUUUUCGGACCGUUGAUUGGGAAAUUGGGGUACAGGAAGGUGAAGUGGGCUACGGCGAGUAAGAACGAUUCCGGUGGGUUGAAGAAUGGCGAGGUUUACUUGUCUGCUCUGCUCCAAAAACCCGUCUCGAAAUGAGGCUGCAAUUGGAGGCAUUGCUGCCGAUCUUUGCCGUUUACGAAUUACCUCUCCUGAGAAGAUGGGUGUCCUUCAUCGAGCAAUGAAACGGUAUAUUUACAUUCUCCGAUCUGAAGCGUGUUACGGCUUUUGCUACUUGUUACUGAUGUAAACAAUCGUCGAACGUCACAAGAUUUGUAACGCUAUGGUAGGCCGGGUGUAAAUUCGAAAAGGGAACCAAGGGAGAAGCAGAAGAUUAAGCAUGUUCAUUGGUAACCUGAUAGGGAUUUUACCACACAUGUGAAUGGGCUAAAAACUCUUAUUAUA